Messenger RNA from Phragmites australis (common reed), 1700 nucleotides. Its product is annotated as acyl transferase 4-like. Lineage: Eukaryota; Viridiplantae; Streptophyta; Magnoliopsida; Poales; Poaceae. The transcript has 2 exons. The record is from RefSeq and is a predicted model, not a curated record. Bases 121 to 1416 code for a protein of 431 amino acids.
CCACGCACACACAACGCAUCACGCGUACAACACAUACACACGAAGCCAAGCCUCAGACGUUCUAGCUAGCUAGCUCGCUCGCCCGCUCGUCGAUCGAUCGCGACCACGCAGCUAACGGCCAUGGGGUUCGCGGUGCAGAGGACCAGCCGGUCGUACGUGAGCCCGAGCGCGGUGACGCCGUGCGGCACGCUGGAGCUGUCGGUCGUCGACCGUGUGGUGGGGCUGCGCCACCUGGUGCGCUCGCUGCACGUGUUCGCGUCCACAGCGGGGCGCAGCGGCGAGGAGAGGCAGCAGAUGUCCCCGGCGCACGUUAUCCGCGAGGCGCUCGGGAAGGCGCUGGUGGACUACUACCCGCUGGCCGGGCGGUUCGUGGACGGGCCGGAGGGGCCGGCCAGCGCCUACGUGGAGUGCACCGGCGAGGGCGCCUGGUUCGUGGAGGCCGUCGCCGGGUGCAGCCUGGAGGACCUCGGGCACCUGGACCAGUACCCGUUCGCCAUCCCUGAGGGCGACCUGCUCCCGGACGCCGCGCCCGGCGUCGAGCCGCUCGACCUCCCGCUCAUGAUGCAGGUGACGGAGUUCACUUGCGGUAGCUUUGUGGUGGGCGUGAUCUCCUGCCACGCCAUCGCCGACGGCCUAGGCGCCGGCCAGUUCAUUAAUGCAGUUGGUGACUACGCCCGUGGCCUCCCUAAGCCGCGCGUGAGCCCAAUCUGGGCCCGCGACCUCGUCCCAAGCCCGCCGAAGCUGUCCUCCGCGCCGCCUCCCUUCCCACGGAUGUUCCAGUUCCGGCACUUCACGGUGGACCUCAGCUUCGACAGCAUCAACAAGGCCAAGUCCCAGUUCUUCGAGUCCACGGGGCAGCGCUGCUCCAGCUUCGACGUCGCCAUCGCCAAGACAUGGCAGGCGCGCACGCGGGCGCUUCGGCUGGCGGACUCGUCGGCGCGCGUCACGCUCUGCUUCUUCGCCAACACGCGCCACCUCCUGCCAAAGGACAGCGCCGGCGCCGCGGGGUUCUACGGCAACUGCUUCUACCCGGUGACGGUGAGUGCGGAGAGCGGCGCGGUGGAGAGCGCGGACACCGCCGGCGUGGUCGCCAUGAUCCGAGAGGCCAAGGCGCGGCUGCCCGCCGAGUUCGCGCGGUGGGCGGCGGGAGAGCUCGUCGAGGAGGACCCCUACGAGCUAAGCUUCACGUACGAGUCGUUGUUCGUGUCCGACUGGACGCGGCUGGGGUUCGUGGAGGCGGACUACGGGUGGGGCACCCCGUCGCAGGUGAUACCCUUCGCCUACCACCCGUGCAUGCCCAUCGCCGUCAUCGGUGCUCCGCCGACGCCGAGGACGGGGGCCCGGAUCAUGACGCGGUGCGUCGAGGAGGAGCACCUGCCGGCGUUCACGGAGGAGAUGAAGGUGUUCGAGAAGUGAAUCUGCUCUACUCAACGGGUCCAGUUGCCCGUGCUGCAUGUACUGCUCGUUGACCUGUCGUGCGCUUCGUUGCGUCAAAAGUUGCUUGUUGUGUACUGAUUUGUGAAAGUACUACGUUUUAACGGGUUUUGAGCUACGGGUAGUUGGGUACCAGGGUUUGGAAUUUGGGCUGUAUUAGGUUUGGCUCGGAUGUGUAAUAAAAUACGGGCCCACCCGUGGAACUAUAAAAUAUGGUUUAAUUUGUACCAGGAUUCUCGUCCUCCUUCAGUUUAAUUUGCCUCUUC